AUGGCUGCCUCCGAAGAAGUUCCUCAAGGGUCCCCCGGCCUUCCACCAGCCCACGACGAGAAGAAGACGGCCACACCCAAUGACACCACCACCGAUACCGAGUCCGCCAAGGCCAACCUCGCCGCCGAGCCCGGCACAGAAACCGAAACGGGGACCAGUCCAGCCUUCCCUCCCGCCCCGGAUGGCGGUCCGCGGGCUUGGCUCGUCGUCGGCGGCUCGGCGUGCAUCUUCUUCUCCUGCCUCGGCUUCAUGAACUCCUUCGGCGUGUUCCAGGCCUACUAUAUGGCCCACCAGCUGCGCGGCCACACACCCGAUGAGAUUUCAUGGAUCGGCUCGCUGAUGGCCUUCAUCCAGUUCGCUGGCGGGGCCGUCGCGGGCCCGCUGUUCGACCGCUAUGGCGUUUGGGUUAUCCGCCCCGGUGCGGUACUGUACGUCUUCGCGUUGAUGAUGACCAGCAUCUGCAAGGAGUACUGGCAGUUCAUGCUCGCACAGGGCGUGCUGGCGGGCUUUGCGAUGAGCAUGCUGCAAGUGCCCGCGUUCGCGGCUGUCUCGCAGUACUUCGACAAGAAGCGUGCGGCCGCGCUGGGCCUCGUCGUGUCGGGCAGCUCCAUCGGUGGCAUCAUCUUCCCAAUUGCGCUGUCCAAGAUGUUGAACGCGUCCUCGCUCGGGUUCGGCUGGUCGGUCCGCAUCAUGGCCUUCGUCAUCACCCCGCUCCUCGGCUUCGCUUGCUUCGCGGUAUCCGCCCGCUUCCCGCCGCGUGUCACCAACUUCUUCAUCGCGUCCGCAUUCACCCAGCUCCGGUUCAUCAUGCUCAUCGCCGCGUCGUGGUGCUGCUUCAUCGGCAUGUUCAUGCCGCUCUUCUACAUCCCCACAUACGCCAUCCAUCGCGGAGUCGACCCGACCUUCGCAUCCUACCUCCUCGCCAUCGUCAAUGCCGCCUCGACUUUUGGCCGUAUUAUCCCCGGCAUCCUCGCCGACAAGUUCGGCAAGCUCAACGUGUUCGGCAUCGGCGGCGUCCUCACGGCCGUGAUCGUCCUGUGCAUGAACACCGCCGUCAGCACGGCUGGUCUGAUCGUGUACUCGAUCGCUUUUGGGUUCGCCUCGGGCACCAUUAUCUCGGGCGUGUCGGCUGCGCUGUCGAUCUGCACUGACGACCCGCGCAACCUGGGCACAUACAUGGGCAUGGGCAUGGCGCUGGCUGCGACGGCCGUGCUGGUCGGCCCGCCGGUCAAUGGCGUGUUGUUGGACAAGUACAAUGAUUACUUGCAGGUCUCGCUGUUUAGUGGUGUGAUUUGCCUGUUUGGUGGGUUUUUGGGGUUGGCGACCAAGCUCACGACUCCGCAGGGGUUGUUUGGGCGGUCUUGA
This is a messenger RNA of Dichotomopilus funicola, 1365 nucleotides long. Its product is annotated as major facilitator superfamily domain-containing protein. Lineage: Eukaryota; Fungi; Ascomycota; Sordariomycetes; Sordariales; Chaetomiaceae. Gene Ontology annotation, molecular function: transmembrane transporter activity. The transcript has a single exon. The coding region runs from base 1 to 1365 and encodes 454 amino acids. The record is from RefSeq and is a predicted model, not a curated record. Gene Ontology annotation, biological process: transmembrane transport. Gene Ontology annotation, cellular component: membrane.